AUGGCCGACUUUGGCGAGUAUCCGCCCAACAUGGCGCCGCAGGACGCGCUCGUGGUGCGCCAGCAGGCGCAACCGGACCACGAAGUCGUCAAGUACACGGCAGAAGACCUUUCACGGCCCCAGGCCGGCCCAGCCUAUCCGUACAAGCAGAAGGAGAACCCGCUCAAGCGCAAGAACGUAUUGACGGGCCAUGCGGAGGAGAUGUUCCUGAGCGAACAUUCGUUCCGGCGGAAACACAGAGCGGUGGAGGCAAAGGCCGGGCCCAAGGUCAAGGUCGAGCGGGAAGGCAAGGGAGAUGCGAGCAUUGCACAGGGCGACGGCGAGUACGUUGGGCCCUGGGCGAAGUUCAAAAAGGAUCGAUACGAGGAGGUGGAGGCGGUGGGCGAGGACGAGGACGGCUACGAGUACGAGUACGCGGAUGAGGACGAAGAAGACGAGGUUGUCGAGAGCGGAACGGUGGUGCAAGCGCCCAAGGGUGCGCUGGCUCGCCGCAAGGAAGUCGAGGACCUGGGCGAGGAGACGACGACGUUCCACGGCUCGGAGGAGUACGACUACCAAGGCCGCACAUACAUGCACGUCCCGCAGGAUCUCGACAUCGACCUGCGGAAGGAGGUGGGCAGCGUUACCAAUUUCAUACCGAAGAAGCAGAUACACGGCUGGAAGGACCAUUCAGGAGCCGUCACGGCGCUGCGCUUCUUCCCGAAGUCAGGACACUUGCUGCUGUCGGCCGGCGCAGACACGACGGUCAGGAUUCGCGACGUGUACCACGACAGGGAGCUGCUGCGGACGUAUUCGGGCCACUCCAAGUCGCUAUCCGACAUUUGCUUCAACAACUCGGGAACGCAGUUCUUGUCUGCUUCGUAUGACCGCAUGAUUAAGCUCUGGGACACGGAAAAGGGCAUCUGCAUCAGCAGGUUUACUACCGGCAAGACGCCUCACGUUAUCAAGUUCAAUCCCGAUCCCGAGCACUCCAACGAGUUCCUGGCCGGCAUGUCGGACAAGAAGAUUGUGCAGUUUGAUAUACGCACGCCGAACCAGGUCGUGCAGGAGUACGACCACCACUUGGCAGCCAUCAACACCAUUACUUUUGUCGACAACAACCGCCGUUUCAUGACAACGUCCGACGACAAGUCGCUGCGCGCAUGGGACUACAACAUCCCCGUGCCCAUCAAGUACAUUGCCGAGCCGGACAUGUAUCCGAUGACGAGGGCCGCGCUGCACCCGUCCGGCAAGUACGUCGCCUACCAGAGCUCGGACAACCAGAUCCUCGUCUACGGGGCCAACGACAAGUUCCGGCAGAACAGGAAGAAGAGCUACCGCGGCCACAACAACGCCGGUCUGGCGAUUGACCUGGACUGCAGCCCCGACGGCCAGUUCCUCGCCUCCGGAGACCAGGCCGGCUACGUGUGCUUCUGGGACUGGAAGACGUGCAAGAUGUACCACAAGCUCAAGGCGGGCAACCAGGCCGUGACGUGUGUGCAGUGGCAUCCGCAGGAGACGAGCAAGGUCGUUACGGCCGGUCUCGAUGGCGAUAUCAGAUAUUGGGAUUAA
This is a messenger RNA of Trichoderma reesei QM6a, 1551 nucleotides long. RefSeq lists its product as uncharacterized. NCBI's taxonomy places the organism in Eukaryota, Fungi, Ascomycota, Sordariomycetes, Hypocreales, Hypocreaceae. The transcript has a single exon. Gene Ontology annotation, molecular function: mRNA binding; protein binding. Gene Ontology annotation, cellular component: catalytic step 2 spliceosome. Gene Ontology annotation, biological process: mRNA splicing, via spliceosome. Bases 1 to 1551 code for a protein of 516 amino acids. The record is from RefSeq and is a predicted model, not a curated record.